AUGGCUCUGGCUGUCAAGACCAAUCUCGAACUGCCUCUGGCCGCCGGGGCGGGCUCCUCGGUCCGACGGCCAGUCUCGUCGUCCAAGCCAAGCAUCGUCGUGAGCGAGGACAAGAGCGUGCUUCCCAAGGUCGCAUAUCAGUUCUACCGACACGGAGUCCCAAGCGGACCCAUAACCGAAUGGACCUCAAACUUGGACGGCAGCAUGUUCUCACGCCGACGGGCAUCGUCAUCGAUGGUCUGGAGUACCUACAGCUCGAUCUCGCUCCAGGAUCCGAGGACCACCGAACUCGAAAGAGUGUCCCAGCUGACCAACAAGUGGUUUCAUCACCCAGGCCGGGUGCCCCACACGAAGGGCACUGAUCCGCUAGAGAAGCUGCACAAGGGCUUUAUCAAGGAUAUCCUCGACAUGCAUCAUCGUCGGGGCCAGUUCAAGGAAGAACCGACCGCAGAAGCCCGUGCCGAAGCCCUCCAGCAUCUCUACAACCCCAACGGAAUCGACCUCGGGCGCAAGCUCCUGCGACGUGAGGUGCCAGAAGCCAAGAUAGUCCAGAGUUUUCCAGCCCGCAAAAAGAAGAAAAGCCCCAAGCGCACCAAGGCCAGUCGAAGCAACUCGAUCGCCCCGCAGCCCCCUGCCGCAGGAGGAAUCACUAGCCGGAGACCAUCCCGACCGAUCGAUUCUGGCUCCAAAAGGCCGACCAAGCCGCCCGGGUCGCCCGAUAAGGUCGCCACGACAAUGGACCGGACAUUGAGUCGGUCGAUACUCUCGCGCAGCAUUGUGGGAACUUUGCCGCUCAAGUUCAAGCUGAAUUACGACCGGAUUGUUUCGAUCUUGAAGACCGACAUUCUCGAGCGCAAAGCAGAGGAUCUCGAGCUCCUGAACAAGAUACUACAGCUGCUGCCUCCGUUCAAGAAGCUGUCGGAAUUUCUGCUGAUGGAGAUAUGCAAGGUCAUGGUCGCAGAGGACCACGAAGGCGAACAGAUCAUCUUUCGCCAAGGCGAGCCUGGAGACCGAUGGUAUGUCGUGCUCUCAGGCAGUGUGCGGGUCAUGAUCCGACGCGACCAAGAUCCAACAUCCGCGGACGAAUCGAUGAUCGUCGUCAAUUUUGCAUGGCCCGGCGACUCUUUUGGCGAUAGUGCCUUGGUCAACGACGCCCCUCGCGCUGCGACGAUCCAAACACAGGAGCCAACGACGCUGGCCGUGGUCGAAAAGUCGGACUAUAAGCGACUCCUUCUAUGUGCUCAUCAGAUCGAGCAAAAGUACAAGCUGCAGUUCCUGCGUCUCCGGGUUCCGUUUUUUGCCAACGUUACGGACACUCAGCUCAAACGAGUGGCCAGCCGCAUGGUGAUCCGCAAGUGCGCACCUGAAACUGCGAUCGUCAGGGAAGGCGACGUCAAGGAUCAGCUCUACAUCGUCAAGCGGGGGAUGUGUGAUGUAUUGCGGAAGGUCAAGCUCGGUGAAAAUGAUGAGGCCGAGAUCUUCCUGGGCAAUCUCAAGAUCGGAGAUCAUUUCAACGAAAAUCUGAUUCUCAAUCCAGGGCACUACUCUGGAUGCCCCAUCACCGUGCGGGCGAACUCCUCUGAUCCCGAGGGUGCCGAGAUUGCGUCGGUCGGGGUGUUUGCGGACUGGACACGCAUGGACGUCCAGCGCACGACCUGGGACUUUAGCCAACUGACAAACAACGAGCUGAUCAAGAUAUACAAGAGCCGGGCCGAGCUGCAGCGCUUCCGCAAGUACCAGACGCAGUUGCUGGACCAGAUCGCGCGCGAGAAGCUGGUCGACCCUGCAGCGACAUGGAAGGCAGUGUCCGCGCCACGUGCGCAACGCGCCCGCCAAGGAAAAUGA
This is a messenger RNA of Polychytrium aggregatum, 1845 nucleotides long. RefSeq lists its product as uncharacterized. The coding region runs from base 1 to 1845 and encodes 614 amino acids. The transcript has 7 exons. The record is from RefSeq and is a predicted model, not a curated record. NCBI's taxonomy places the organism in Eukaryota, Fungi, Chytridiomycota, Chytridiomycetes, Polychytriales.